Messenger RNA from Paramuricea clavata, 340 nucleotides. NCBI's taxonomy places the organism in Eukaryota, Metazoa, Cnidaria, Anthozoa, Malacalcyonacea, Plexauridae. The record is from the annotation of a GenBank genome assembly.
AUGUAUGCUGUGGUCUGUUUGGUUCUUUGGCUUGGAAUAUUUUCUGGUAUCGAGUCGUCUUUAGUGUCAAAUGGAACAGUAUUUACGGGCGAAAUAAUAAAGAUAGGCGAAGAUAGAACGGUAUUAGUACAAGUUAUAAAGACGUUGCUCAUCCAGGAGAAUGUGAAGGUUCCUUCAACCGUGACUCUACAAAAUUUUGAGCAAGACGAGUCGUCGAAAGGGGCAAAAGGAGUUUACAUAUUUUAUGUGUUGCCAUUGGACAAAGAUGUAUUCGAAGUUCUUCACUAUUGGAGUGUGAAGCAAGAGGAUUUUAGUGAUGUCGAGUCGAGUAGUUUGGAAG